Lecanosticta acicola is the source of this 2055-nucleotide messenger RNA. NCBI's taxonomy places the organism in Eukaryota, Fungi, Ascomycota, Dothideomycetes, Mycosphaerellales, Mycosphaerellaceae. The record is from the annotation of a GenBank genome assembly.
AUGACUGCCAAGUACUCCAGCAAUACCAGAACUAACGUCUUCCUCAGUCUCCAGCUCAGCUACACCAAGAUGCCUGGCGAAGUCGUCCACCUCACGUCCACCGACGUCCGCAUCCUCCGCACUAUUUCCAUCACGACACUCGCUGCCGGCACCCAAGUUGAGUGCCAAUACUCCAACUGCACCAACCACCGCGGCAAAUCUGUCCUCAUUGCGAUCCAUGAGCGAUGCUUGGAUGUGGCGUCUCUCGUCCCCUGCACUGUGGGCAGCGUGAACGCAGAGCGCUUGAAGUGGGUCCUGGAGAGGCUUUGGAUUGUGUGCUCUUGUAAGCAUCAUCGCUUCCAGGGAGUUCUGAAUCGCGAGGAGAAGCUGGAGCGUCUGAUGGGUCUGGAGUUUGACAUACAAGGCGAGGAGGAGGUGAUGUGCAAUGCCACGCCAGGCCCCUCCAGAAACAAGCGUGUGAGAGGAUGUGAGGACAUGCGUCUGGAUGAGGUCUCCUCCAAGAAGCUGAAGGUCCCGGCCUUCACGCCGGACAUUAUCAGCAGAGCGAGAUUGGAAGAUCCUUUCACGACUCCAACCCACAAGGACAAUGGCAAGGGCAAAGCACCACUUAUCAUGACUCCCACUCCUGCUGCUCCACUCAAGCAUAUGGAGAAGUUGCCACUCAACCUCAUGACCACCACCGCUACGCCGACGCCAGUAGAUCCUGCUUCUGCUGCCUCUGGAACUUCAUUCAUCACCUGCAGCUGCUGCUCUGAGGUCUUCUCUCCAGCAGUCCAAGGUGAACAUUUCUUGUCUUGGUGCAUGAAAUGCAGGGCCUCAUGGGAAGUUUGGGUCCAGCUGGGUAUGGUGGUGGACCCAUUUGCUGUGAAGGCGUCGGAUGAGGAUAAGAAGCUUGGCAAUGCUGGAAGCUUCAACAAGAAUCAUGUCACGGACCCCUCUUCCUCUGCCCAGUCUGCCAACAUCGCCUGCAACAAUGUCGACUUCAGCCUCCAGAAUGAUCAGGCCAAGGGUCUUUCCAACGCCAAGAAUGCUGCUGUCCCUACAGUCUCGUCCGGCCUCGGCUUCGACACUGGCGAUAAUGAUCCUCUCGGCUUCAACUUGCCCAACAAGAACGGCAUCGUCGGAGAUCCUCAGAGCUUCAGCGGUUGGACUACUGCUGGUUCCCUGCCCCCCUCCUCUGCCCUUGGCUUUGGUGGUACGGGCCCAUUCGGCUUCAACUCUACGUUUGGCAAAUUCGAUUUUGGCGUUGACAGCAAUGAUCCUUUCGGCUUCAACAAGACUGGUCCGAAUGUUGGUAUCAUGUUCUCUGCCGUUGACCGCAACGAUCCUUUCGGCUUCAACAAGACUGGGAAGAAUGGUGGUACCAUGUUCUCCGGCACUUUCGGCUCCAAUACUGGCGGUAGCACAGCUUUCGGCUUCGGCAACAACGACCGGGGACAGGAGUUCAGCUCCCGGAAUACUUCUGCCGUUUCGAGCUUUCCCCCAUCCGACACUUCUCGCUCUGGUUCUGGCGGUGUUGAUGCCCUUGGUCUCGGCCUCUCGAGCCACAAUGUCGGCGACGAUCAUACCAAGAACUCCAACUCUGACAAGGCUGCCUUGACCGGUAUGGAUGAGGAUGGCUGCGGCCAUCUCCCGGAGAACAACGGCCAGACCCAGGAUUCUGACAGCAACAACAUCGCCUCUGCUACUUACCAAUUCGAUUUCGACGUCUCGAACGAGCAGACCGACAAUGCCGGCUCCCUCUCUGCUGGCUCUGGCGAGUCUUCCAACGAGCAGCCCAGCAGCAGCCCUGUUCACGUCCACGACACUGGCAUUGCCCAUGUCAAUUCCGCCAUCAACAACGGCUUGUCGGACACUGAUCCUGCGGACCACACCAGCUCCAGCUCAUCCACUAGCGAUCCAGAAGCCGCAGAUGAGUUCGACUCCGACUUCGAUCUUGAUGAGCUCGAUCAGUUCAACACCACCAACGCCAACACGACUGCAGACAACCUCGCCGACCCAAGCCACGAAGAUGCCGAUCACGAAGACGAGUGCCCAACUCAAGCCGGCCAGUAA